Harpia harpyja (harpy eagle) is the source of this 1358-nucleotide messenger RNA. It is a transcript of the gene TRIM63, whose product is annotated as tripartite motif containing 63. NCBI's taxonomy places the organism in Eukaryota, Metazoa, Chordata, Aves, Accipitriformes, Accipitridae. The record is from RefSeq and is a predicted model, not a curated record. Gene Ontology annotation, molecular function: zinc ion binding.
CGGGACGAAGGGUGCUGCCGGCAGCCGAGAGCGGGUGAGAGGAGCGUGCCGUCGUGCCGAUGGAUUUCCAAGCCGGUAUCCUGCGGGAUGGCAACCCCAUGGAGAGCCUGGAGAAGCAGCUCAUCUGCCCCAUCUGCCUGGAGAUGUUCAGCAAGCCGGUGGUGAUCCUGCCCUGCCAGCACAACCUCUGCCGCAAAUGUGCCAACGACACCUUCCAGGCUGCCAACCCGUACUGGCAGAGCCGGGGCAGCGUGAUUUCGGGGGGACGGUUCCGGUGCCCGUCGUGCCGCCACGAGGUUCUGCUGGACCGUCACGGUGUCUAUGGGCUGCAGAGGAACCUGCUGGUGGAGAACAUCAUCGACAUUUACAAGCAGGAGUGCUCCAGCAGGCCGCUGAAGAAGGGGGAGCACCCCAUGUGUAAGGAGCACGAGGACGAGCGGAUCAACAUCUACUGCGUCACCUGCGAGGUCCCCACCUGCUCCAUGUGCAAAGUCUUCGGUUCCCACAAGGACUGCGAGGUCGCCCCGCUGCAAACGGUCUUCCAGGGCCAGAAGACGGAGCUGAACAACUGCAUCUCCAUGCUGGUGGCGGGGAACGACCGGAUCCAGACGAUCAUCUCCCAGCUGGAGGACUCGUGCCGGUGCACCGAGGAGAACGGCGAGGCAGCCAAGCAGGAGCUCUGCGCUCGCUUCGAUGCCUUGGCAGCGCUGCUGGAGGAGAAGAAGUCGGAGCUGCUGCAGCGCAUCACCCGUGAGCAGGGCGACAAGACGGGCUUCGUCCAGGGCCUCAUCUGCCAGUACAAAGAGCAGCUGGAGAAAUCAAGCCGACUGGUGGAGACGGCCAUCCAAGCCAUGGAGGAGCCGGGGGGGGCCGCCUUCCUCAUGAACGCCAAGCAGCUCAUUAAAACGAUCGUGGAGGCCUCCAAGGGCGGCAGGCUGGAGAAGAUCGAGCACGGCUACGAGAGCAUGGACGCCUUCUCGGUGAGCCUGGACCACCUCGCCGAGGCGGUCCGCGCCUUGGACUUUGAGCCCGCCGAGGAAGACGAGGAGUACUUCGAAGGGGAGGAAGAAGAGGUGGAGGAAGAUGUGGCGCCCGAGGGGACGGUGAUGGCUUCCCAGUAGCCGCAGCGACAUUGCCGGCGCAGGAGAAACGCUGCGGGCGCAGGAUGUCCGGCGAUGGGACUCGGGACCGGGGGGGACAUGCCGCGGGGGCCGGUGGUCUUGCGAGCCGGCGCCUGCUCCAGCAUGGGACACUUUUCUAUACGGGUGCAAAGAGGACAAUUCCGCACGUUUUAUAUCUUUCUUGUUUUGUAUAUAAUUGUCACGGAUUUGAAUUUUUUGUGUAUUUUGUAAAGAAAA